Molecule: messenger RNA, 2321 nt
Organism: Coccinella septempunctata (seven-spotted ladybird)
Lineage: Eukaryota; Metazoa; Arthropoda; Insecta; Coleoptera; Coccinellidae
Product: speckle-type POZ protein B-like
Exons: 6
Coding region: 542-1696 (384 amino acids)
Biological process (GO): regulation of proteolysis; proteasome-mediated ubiquitin-dependent protein catabolic process
Cellular component (GO): nucleus; cytoplasm
Molecular function (GO): ubiquitin protein ligase binding
Source: RefSeq, a predicted model, not a curated record
ACAGACGAUCAGAUUCACGAUAAGCAUACGGAAAGUUCCAAAAAUUUGAAUGCGCUUUCGAAUAGAGUUAGUUUUGUCACAAAAGAGCAAUUUUUCAAGUUAUUAUACCUCUUUUAUCGAGUUUUUGUGAGUGCGUGGUUGAACAAACUUAAUCGAGAUUUGCUCAUAAGAUAUAUCUUUCGGUGCGUGUUGAGCCUCAUCGAUUAAUUCGUAUGGCAUACUUUCCACAGAAUAAUCUAGUGAACUGCUUGGAUCGAGUCACUCAGCUCAUUGCUGACAGUUGAAAAUAUCUACGGCUGGACAAAGAGUUCCAAUUCAGAAAACUCAAGUUUUGAUAGUCUGAGAUAAGCAGAUGAUGCUUAAAUUCGAAUAAUUCCCUUACAGUGCAUAUGUUACUAUAAGUUUAUGUAUAUAUUAUUGAUCAUCAAAAGCAGAAAAGUUUGAGGUGAUUUCAUUUUGCUGCCUUCUGGAUUUUCUGAUCAGAAUAUAAGAUAGAUUUUUCAACCCAAGUGUAUCUUCAUUGCGUCUCUGAACUUCUAAAAUGCCGACAAAACCAAAACAUAGUAAGCCGGAAAAGGAAACAAAGGAGGAAAGAGAAGUGGACAUAGGAAGCAUACAUGAAGAACUGGAGGUACCAGUAUCCUCUGAAGUCGUUUUCAGAAAAAUUUGGACGAUUAGAAAGUUUACAAAAUCUAUUUCAAAGCGAGAUUUUGUAGAUAGUCCUGAGUUCAGGUGCUCUGUUAAUGGAGUGGGGACAUUUUGGAACAUUUCCAUUCGAUUUUGGAAAGGUCCAAACGGGAAGAAAGUAACGAAUCCAGUCGUAGUGUGCUUAAAUUUAACAGGAUGCGAGACAGAAGAGACUGGACAGGCAAGAGUCAGAUUUCAAUUUGGAGUUUGGGAUGCUAGUAUAAAACAUUGGGAAUGCUGUGCAAUUUCUAACGUUGUUUUGAAUCUCGAGAACAAAAAAAAUCUCCUUUCUGUUGGGUACAAAAGUCUCGGAAUAUUAGAUAGACAUAUGGACCAAUCAAAAGAUGUCAAGAUUAUGGUGAAACUUCAAAUAAUUCACAGCGAUGAAGAGGUGCACAGUUUAUCACGAGACAUGGCAAGAUUGAUGGAUAAAGAUUCCAUAGAAAAGGACACAUUAAUAGAAUGUGAAAAUGAUAACGAAGAAAAUGGUACAAAUUCCAUCACAGUUCAUAGUUGGAUAAUCCGUAUGAGAAGUGCAAAGUUAGGAUCGAAGUUACUGGAAUAUAAAAACGAAAAAAAUAAGCAUAUAAAAUAUAAGUUGGAUUUUUCUUGUUAUUCUCACAACCUCAUCUACGAGCUGGUCAGAUAUAUUUACACGGACAAAGUCGAUAACGCGGAAACGUAUGCUAGUCAUUUAUUGCCCCUUUCCACGAAGUACAAAAUGCCAGGUUUAACAGGACUAUGUGAAAGGACCCUUUUAGAAACGUUGACACCGGGUAAUGUUGCCAGUAUUCUUCUUUUGGCGGAUGAGAAUGGUUGCGAAAAUUUAAGAAAAGCUGCCCUACAUUAUUGUGAGGAAUCUGAAGAGAUAAAAGGCUGCAUACAUACAGGAAAAACGCUGGCGUGGAGAGUAAUGGAAAUGGUGAAUCCAGAUCUAUUUCUAGAAGCUUGCGAAAGUAUAGGAUCUUCAUCAAGUAAUAUAGAUAGUACAGGGUCUUGGAGUGAAUGAAUAAUUGGAAUAGUUCGGAGUUUAAGUGAUGAUUUAAACCCACCUUAAUACCUAAUGGGGAAGACCAGGGGGAAACGUGAGAUUUACUCGAAGGUGUCACGUCAAUAUUCAAUAUAAGGGGGGAUUUCGUGGAUCAUGAAGAAUACCUUUGCCAGAAAUUAACCCUGUUUACAGGUGAUUUGUAUAUAUAGAAAAAUUGAUACCUCUACUUCAUUUUUAACUUUUUUUUCCUGCUACCAUUGAAUCUUUGAAAUCCGCUCACUCUCCACGACGCUCGAAAUUCCUAAAAAAUAAUAAUAUUUUUUUAUAUCGAUACUUACUGCUAACGAGACUGCCUUCUUUAAAAAAGUUAUUAAAAUCUGAUCAAAAUCUAGAAUGUAACUUUUUCAUGAAUGUUUCUUUUAUUGGAACAUGAGUAACUAUUAUAUUCUUGUAUAGGUAUGUAUAUACUACAUACAUACAGAGUGUUAUUCCGUGAAAACUUGUAAAUAUUCGCUUUGAUACAAUUGUGAUAUUUUUGUAUGUUAAUUUGUGAAUACUAGAUACAUACUUUCUGAAGUAGGUAACUGAAAUGUAUAAACUACAAAAUGUUACAAAUAAAAAUAAUAUAAGUAAGUAAGCCAUA